Vicia villosa (hairy vetch) is the source of this 926-nucleotide messenger RNA. Its product is annotated as protein neprosin-like. The coding region runs from base 9 to 902 and encodes 297 amino acids. The record is from RefSeq and is a predicted model, not a curated record. The transcript has 5 exons. NCBI's taxonomy places the organism in Eukaryota, Viridiplantae, Streptophyta, Magnoliopsida, Fabales, Fabaceae.
AUCAUUUUAUGGCAGUGAAUGAAUGUCCAGUAGGAAAAGUGCCUCUUUACAACAUGACAAGAAGACAUCAAAAUGUUACUAAUUCCUCUUCCAAAUUACUAAUUAAUGAUUUUCAGCAAGAUUCUCAAAAUUCCCCUGGCUACCAUAUGGUAACUCUAGAGACAACUAAAAAUAUGAUAUUUCAUGGAGCAUUCGCGGGCAUAACUGGAUACAAUCUAUUACUUCAAGAUAACCAAUACAGCAUAUCUUCAAUUUGGGUUGAAAAUGGGCCACCAACGGAACUUAAUAGCAUAAAAGUAGGAGUUGGGAUUCAUCCAAGUUUAUAUGGAGACAGCCAAUUGCGAUUAACUACUCGUUGGACGGUGGAUGGUUACAAAAAAACUGGAUGUUACAAUAUACUUUGUCCGGGUUUUGUGCAAGUUAAUCGUAAUAAAGAAUUUGCUCUUGGGUCUCUUGUAUCUCCUAAUUCUAUUGGGUCAGCUUCAAAAUACUUUACUUUCCUAAAAAUCAAACAGGAUCGAACUACAGGUCACUGGUGGUUGAUUAUGCAGUGGGAAUCAAUAUACGUUGGACAUUGGCCAAAAGAAUUAUUCAAUCGUAUAAGCAAAGGAGCGUCUUUGAUUAGAUUUGGAGGUCAAACGCAUUCCCCACCUAAUAAAGAUAGUCCACCAAUGGGUAGUGGGAGAUUGCCCAAAGAAAAAUACAAAAACUCGGCUUUCAUGGAAAGACUUCAUAUUAUUGAUUCAGAAUAUAAUGAAGUGGAUGUAAAAUCGAAUGAUAUGAAGCCAUACAAAGAUUCCAGUUCAAAUUGUUAUGACUUGGGAUACCAUGGUUAUGAAGGGCCUAUAUAUAGGCAAGCAUUUCUCUAUGGUGGGCCAGGUGGGAGAAAUUGUGAGAUUUGAUUAUAUUGACAAAUUUAUUUAAUA